This is a messenger RNA of Radiomyces spectabilis, 2125 nucleotides long. RefSeq lists its product as uncharacterized. Lineage: Eukaryota; Fungi; Mucoromycota; Mucoromycetes; Mucorales; Radiomycetaceae. The record is from RefSeq and is a predicted model, not a curated record. The transcript is spliced from 6 exons. Gene Ontology annotation, cellular component: cytoplasm. Bases 132 to 1988 code for a protein of 618 amino acids. Gene Ontology annotation, molecular function: protein binding. Gene Ontology annotation, biological process: cytoskeleton organization; cell surface receptor signaling pathway.
GCCUGUUCAGGUCACGGUGAUUUCAUUCACCGCUCAUCGCGGGAUGGAUUGCCAGCGAGCCAACUCGAAUUCUUUUUGUUCUCCACUUCGAUGCGUCUUUUGUCGUAGCACCACUCGUCACUGUCCUUUCCAUGACCACUCCCUCUUCGCAUUUUGACCUCAACUUACGAUCCAGUGAAGCAUCAACACCAAGAAUCGCUCCUAGCCUUGCAGGGAUACGGCAUCGGCUCGCUCGCUUUGAUAAACCACGCACAGCAGCAGAAGACAUCGAUGCUUUCUGUGAUCGCUACAAACACGGCAUGCCUACGUAUCCUUCAUAUUUGGAAGGGUCAAUGUAUGCCUUACUUGUACAGGAACAAUACGCGAGUUACCGCAAGAUUCUGCCGCGUGUGAAUCUUGCGCCAUUGGCAGGAACUAAAGAUAGUCAACGGAUUUCUCUGCUCAACCGAUCCAAGGCCAUGACCGACAUUACCGCCAUGAAUCUUAUCAUGCAAGAUCUGCGUUUACCGACAGCCUGGAGUACUAAUGAUAAAGGAAGCUUGGUGGACAUCAGUGAAGAAGGUUUACUGCUUGCGUACAAAGGUAUUCUGGAAGAGGAUUUGGAUAUUUCAGCUGUCCGAGCCAACUUUCCCAUGCGAGCUCAAUGUGGAGUCUACUACUACGAGGUGGAAGUGGUGUCAAAAGGGACCGACGGUCACAUUGGCAUUGGUUUUUGCUUAGCCUCGAGCAGUCUUGACCGAUUACCAGGUUGGGAAGAUUUUUCUUGGGGUUAUCAUGGUGAUGACGGGCAUCUGUUUUCCGGCCCUGGAACCAGUAAGCCUUAUGGACCGCGAUUCGGCACGGGCGACAUAAUCGGCUGCGGCAUCGAUUAUCGCAACAUGACGGCAUUCUAUACGAAAAACGGUGUUCAUCUGGGUCACGCUUUCAGCAACUUGAUGCAACAUUCAUAUUAUCCUUUUAUUGGUUUCAAGACGCCGGGCGAGAAAGUUUAUACCAACUUUGGGCAGAAGCCCUUCAAAUUUGACAUUGCGUCCUAUAUGAAAGCCAGUGAAGCGGCGGUGCUCCAAACGAUUUCCAAUGUCGAUUUUCCCUCUCCCUCCACAUCCAAAGAGCCGAAAGUGGCGAAAACACGAAGGCAUAAUACGCUGAUGCAGAACCUUGUCCUCGAAUACCUCGCCCAUCAUGGUUAUCGAAAGAGUUUCGAAGCUUUAAAAACGUCCAUUACCUCAUCCGCCGACCAUGAUCACCAAGAUACCAUUGACAUCAACGCAAAUGAGAUGGAUCUACGAAUAGAAAUCAUGCGCGAAGUUCUACAUGGUGAUAUCGAACGUGCGAUCAGCCUCAGUAAAGAGCACUAUCCCGAAGUUUUCAACCGCCACACUCGUUUACUAUUUCGGCUGAAAUGUCGACACUUUAUUCGGUUGGUGCAAAAAGCACAUCAGAAAUUGGCCCAUACUGUCACGGAACUAGAAAAUCAAUACUCUGAUUUGGCGGUGGGAGACAAACGCAAAUCAAUAGAUGCCCACGAUGAUACCGGUGCAAAAAAACGGAGACGAUCAUUAAGUCUUGGUAUGGAGAUUGAUAUACGGGGUGCAGCGACAUCGGACGAUAUGGAUACCGAUGAUCCGGAUAACAAUUCGUACCUGCGAGACGCCAUGAGCUAUGGUCAAAAAUUACAUUCCAGUUAUUUCCAUCUAGCCAAAUUCUACCCUGAAUUCAGAGACGGUCUGACGGCGACAUUUUCCAUUCUGGCUUAUGCGGAUACAUCGCACCAGGAUGUGGCUGGAUUGCUGGAUCCGAUUCACGUAGAAAAACUGGCAGACGAGCUGAAUUCAGCGAUACACGAAUGGCAACACAAGCGUGCAACGUCCUCUUUGGAACAUCUGUAUCGCCAAAUGGACGUUAUUGUUACUGAAUUGACCAUGGGUGGAAUUGGCUCUGCAGCAUUGCUACGCCCUCCUUGCAAUUAUUUUGGUGGAAGUCAGUAAAUAUACAAUCGAUAUAUAACCUUUAUCACUGAACUUUUUUUUUAAGUAUAAUGAACACGAGCACACAUUUGCGCAUAAACUCAUAUUGGUCUCAAGGAUUUGAGGAAUAAAAAAAUAAAAAAAGUUUUAAGAUACCG